Molecule: messenger RNA, 1691 nt
Organism: Synchiropus splendidus (mandarinfish)
Lineage: Eukaryota; Metazoa; Chordata; Actinopteri; Syngnathiformes; Callionymidae
Gene: rab36
Product: RAB36, member RAS oncogene family
Exons: 11
Coding region: 138-947 (269 amino acids)
Molecular function (GO): GTP binding; GTPase activity
Source: RefSeq, a predicted model, not a curated record
UCAAGUUGGAUCACGUGACUCUCCUGGCGCAGUCUGGUUACCAAGGAAACGGAUUCUUCCCUCGUUCAGUGGUGCUGUCGCUCCUAAACGUCCUGAAAAGAAAAGCGCGUGCUCCUUUUCAGUCGCCGUAGGCCAAGAUGUACUACCAAAGAAACGGCGUAUCUUUCCCACCUCCCAUCAGCCGAGACAGAGUGAUAUGGGAAUUCCCAAAGUGUUACACAAGUGAAGCGUGUCUACAUCAGAGGAGUGACUGGGACAUCCAGACUGCUUCGUCAUGUGAAGCCAGAGCAACCAGGCAACCAUGGGAUCGUCAGAAAAUGUCCAAAGUGGUGGUUGUUGGAGACCUCAACGUGGGGAAGACUUGUCUUAUAAACAGGUUUUGUAAAGAUGUGUUUGACCGAGACUACAAGGCCACAAUAGGCGUGGACUUUGAGAUUGAGAGGUUUGAGAUCACUGGGGUACCCUUUUCCCUUCAGAUAUGGGAUACAGCGGGUCAGGAGAAAUUCAAAUGCAUCGCCUCUGCCUACUACAGAGGGGCACAGGUUAUUGUUUCAGUCUUUGACAUGGCUGAUAUCAAGUCCCUGGAGCAUACACGUCAGUGGCUGACAGAAGCCCUUCGAGAGAAUGAGCCUGGCUCCUGUUUUAUUUUCUUGGUGGGAACCAAGAGCGACCUCCUGCCUUCUGAAGAGAGACAGAGGACAGAGAAAGACGCCUUGAGAAUGGCAGCGGAUGUAAAUGCAGAGUUUUGGACUGUGUCCGCCAAAACAGGUGAAAAUGUCAAUGACUUUUUCUUCAGAGUGGCAGCGCUAGCCUUUGAGAACUGUAUCCGGAAAGACAUGGAGGACGGUGUCCCACUCAGUAUCGGACAGCGAAGUAGUAUUACAGAAUCAGAUCGAGUCGUCCUGGCAGAGACUGAAAUGAAAGACAUGAAGAGAAACUGCUGCUGAAGAUCCACUAGCCAUUGACCUUGGAUUCUGAUGAGCUGUGGCAGAUGUUUAGCGCCUGAAAAUAUGCACUCAAGGCUGAUCAGACAGAACUCCAUCUAGGUGUUUAAAACAUCUGUGGGUGACAGAACAGCCAAACAUCACAAUAUGCAUUGAUUCGUGCGCUUCAGAUAAGUUGGUCUCACUGAUUCUUCACAUUGCCAUUUUAUAUUUGGGGAAUUUGAGUCAAAUUGAGUGCUUGAAGUAUUAUUUGUACUGCAAGCUGUUGACAUGAUGGUGUACUACUGUUUUUUAAUUUCAUGGGACAUAGUUUUUUAAUGAUAAGGUGGGAAAGCUGCAUAAUAUAACACUAUUUUAUUAGUGUGAAAUGACUAAUGGCAGCUUGUCAAACUUACUGAUCAUUUAUAAGAAGCUGUGUCUUUAAAAACCAUUGUACAUCAGAGGAGCCACCCACUGCUGCAGAUGUUUCAAACAAUGCCGGACUCUGCUACUUUGACCUUCCAACUUCACUGGAUUUUAGAGUGGUCACCCCACUUGACCAGCAUCUUGUCAGCUGGCGUAUGACCUCUGCAGGACUUGACAGAUCAAGAAUCCGGGAACUGCUCCUUCUCCUUGCCUUAUGCCUCUUCAGCCACAGUCAUUUAUCUGCACUGCAGUGCUGUUGCCCAGUUUCUUAGCUGAUCCAAAGCAUAGUCAGUGCUCCAUACUGACAUUAACCUAACAUAAUAAAUACAUUUGCAAUGGUAU